AUGAUAUUGAUUAUUAUCACAUAUAUUUUAGCAUUACUGGACAUUUUCUUUGUUGAAUCAAGUCAUUUCUCUGGUGGCACUGUAACAUGGAAACCUAUAGCUAAUACAAUUACUGGUUCAACAGUUUCUGUGAUGUUUACACAAUCAUAUCAAUGGCGACUAUCAACAGCCGGAUAUUGUAACCAAACUUAUAUUGUGAAUAGAUCACCUCUAAUUCCAUCAAUGAGUGGUAUACUUGCUUGUGUAUCAUCUCAUACUGGUUUCUGUGGUGGUUAUAGUUCAAUGUCUAUUUUUGAAUAUUGUACCGAUUAUAGUACAUUCCUUGACUCAAGUUCAGGUCAAAUUUCAACAGUUCAAACUAUAACGAUUGGUUCGCAGUUUUGUGUCGCAUUUCAAAGUGGAAGUUGGAUUCCUGUGCAAGUGGCAUGUGUAUCAAGUACAGGUAGUUGUUAUAAUGGUGGUGCUAGCUGGUCGAUCGGUACUUGUCUCGAUUUAAAUAUUAGAUAUGAUGGUGUUAUUAAUACACCACCAGUUGCAACAGUUGUCUCACCUAUAAAUGUACCUGUCAAUUCUGUAGUCAAUAUUGAUAUUCCAGUGAUUGAUGCUAACAAUGAUGUAAUACGUUGUCGUUGGGCUCAGUUGACAACAUCAUUGGAUGAAUGUGCUGGUGUCUGUGGAGUAGCAGCUGGUAGUACUCUCAAUAGCAACGAUUGCAAACUAACAUUCAAUAGCACAGGAAAAACUGUUGGAGACUAUUAUGCAAUUGCUUUAAUGGUUGAAGAUUAUUGGACAUCAUCAUCAUACUUGCCAUUUAGUAGUAUUCCAUUACAAUUUCUAAUUAAAAUUGUUAGUAAACCUAGCUGCUUCACAAAGCCGAAGAUUAACUCCAGUUUACAAGAGUGUACUGCUAUUACUGUUGGAGUUACAUUUACAUUCACAUUGACAAUCAUGCAAGGAUGUGCAAACACAACAAUUGGUGAUAUAUACAGAAUACCACCUUUGAACAUGUAUAAAAGUGAGAUAAGCCCUGCUGACUCGAUCAAUGCAUGGAUUAUGAAUGAAACAUGGAUACCAACUGUUGACCAAGUUGGAUCUCAAGUUUAUUGUGCUAUUGCAACUGAUAGAACUACAACAACUUCAACGAGUGCAACUAAGACUACUAGCACUUCAACAACAGCUACGACGGCAACAACAACAACAGCAACAACGGCAACAACAACAACAGCAACAACGGCAACAACAACAACAGCAACAACGGCAACAACAACAACGGCAACAACGACAACAACAACAACAGCUACAACAACAACGACAACAACAACAGAAACUACAACAACAACAGAGACAACAACAACAUCAACAUCAACAACCGCAACAACAGAGACAACAACCACAUCAACAACCACAACAACAGAGACAACAACCACAUCAACUUCAACAACGACAACAACGAUGACAACUACUAUCACUACAACGACAACAACAACUACAACAACAAUAACGACCACGACAACGACCACAACAACAACAACAACAACAACGACAACGACAACAACAACAACGAUGACAACUACUAUCACUACAACGACAACAACAACUACAACAACAAUAACGACCACGACAACGACCACAACAACAACAACAACAACAACGACAACGACAACAACAACAACGACAACAACUACAACAACAAUAACGACCACGACAACGACCACAACAACGACAACUACUACAACAACAACAACAACGACGACAACAACUACAACAACGACUACAACGACAACAACAACGACGACAACAACUACAACAACGACUACAACAACGACAGUAACAGGUUUACGAUAUAUUAUCAUUGCAUAG
Molecule: messenger RNA, 1860 nt
Organism: Rotaria sp. Silwood1
Lineage: Eukaryota; Metazoa; Rotifera; Eurotatoria; Philodinida; Philodinidae
Source: the annotation of a GenBank genome assembly